GGAAAACUUGAGACGUUUGGAGCGUCUUUUAACGCGGCUGCUGCUUCAGAUUUAAUGGUUUCUAAUUGUAUGCCUAUUACACCUUUCCCCAACGUGAUCAAGUAAAGUUAUCGCAACAUCAACAUGUAAAACUUAUUGGUUGUCAGUAUAUUUACAAAUAAUUUCGAUCUAAAUUUUAAUUACAAUAUAUUUUAGAUGCUUAUUCAGUGCUUUAGCUUAAAACCUUUGAGGAAUAUAUAUCGUCACGUGAAUCCAAUUCAUUACAUCUUACCUUCUCAACAGGUUCUUCUAAAUGCAGUAUCUAGACGGAAUAUUUUCGCUGUUACCGGUAUUCAACCAAGUGGUAAACCUCACCUUGGAAAUUAUCUUGGGGUUAUAAAACCGUGUAUUACUUAUUGUCGUGAUAGUGAUGUAUCGCAAUUCUUUAUGUUGAUUGCGGAUUUACAUUCUCUUACAUCAAACAAUUGUAAUAACCUAAAGCAUGGUAUUCAUGAACUUGUGGCUACUUUGCUGGCAUGUGGAUUUGAAGCAAAUUCUUUAAAACAAAUAAUAUUCCUUCAAUCCUCUGUACCUGGACAUACUGAACUAGCAUGGAUUUUAUCAUCAGUUUGCUCGAUCCUGAGGUUAGCUCAUUUACCUCAAUGGAGAGAAAAAUGUGGAUAUUUUAAUUCAAUAUCUGAUGUAUCUACUAAUAAUAACUUAUCAAUGAAUAAUAUCCCUGAUAAUGCUUCCGUUGGUUUAUUUACCUAUCCUACUUUACAAGCUGCUGAUAUACUUCUUUAUGGAGCACAUUCAGUUCCUAUUGGAGCUGAUCAAAUAACUCAUAUUGAAUUAACACGUGAUCUAGUUCGAUCAGCUGUACAUAAAUGGCCAUCAUUAUCAUCUAUUUUACAUAUACCUAAUAGUUUGAUUUUUGAUGCACCUAAAAUAAACAACUUGACAAAUCCAAUUAAAAAAAUGAGUAAAUCUGAUACAUCAGAAUUAGGUAUAAUCUAUCUAACUGAUACACCAGAUAAUAUUUAUAAAAAAAUUAGACGUGCUGAAACAGAUUCUAUUCGUAAAAUUAGUUAUGAUAUUGAAAACCGUCCUGGAGUAUCGAAUUUAUUAAGAAUUCUAUCUGCUAUCCAGGGUUGUAAAAUUGAAGAAAUUCUAUCAAAAGUACCUAAUGAUUGGAGUAAAGAAGAUUUGAAAUCCAAAGUAUCAGAUGCACUUAUUCAAGAAUUUGAUCCAAUUCGAAAACGAAUACAUAAUCUUAUGAAUACAGAAGAAGGUCAAACUACUAUAGUUAAUUGUUUAUCACAUGGUUCAAGGCGAGCUAACCAGUUAGCUACAAAACGUUUAGAGCUUAUUUACUCUGCUAUUGGUUGUAAGAUACCAGAUUGUAAAAAUUAUUCUUCAUCACAUAACUAAAAUAGUAGUAUUUUAAUAUGAAUAUAUACCUUAUUGAGUCUUCUUUCA
Molecule: messenger RNA, 1458 nt
Organism: Schistosoma spindalis
Lineage: Eukaryota; Metazoa; Platyhelminthes; Trematoda; Strigeidida; Schistosomatidae
Source: the annotation of a GenBank genome assembly